Messenger RNA from Pedinophyceae sp. YPF-701, 354 nucleotides. NCBI's taxonomy places the organism in Eukaryota, Viridiplantae, Chlorophyta, Pedinophyceae. The record is from the annotation of a GenBank genome assembly.
AUGCACCCGGAGGAAUUCCCCGAGGGCGAGUUCAACAAGGUCGCGGACCACACGCUCGAGCAGCUCGACGAGGACAUCGAGAUCUUCGUGGAAGAGCACGGCGGCGACGACUGCGACGUCAACUUCGGGCAAGGCGUCCUCACUGUCAACCUGGGCAGCAGGGGCACGUACGUGUUGAACAAGCAGGGGCCCAACCGGCAGAUAUGGACGUCGUCGCCCGUCAGCGGGCCGCUGCGGUUCGACUACGCCGGGAACGGGCGCUGGGUGUACGCGAGGGACGGCCGGGAGCUGCACGCGCUCCUGGAAACGGAGCUGUCGGACGCGUUCGGGGUGCGGCUGGAGCUGCAGAGGUGA